Periconia digitata is the source of this 561-nucleotide messenger RNA. Lineage: Eukaryota; Fungi; Ascomycota; Dothideomycetes; Pleosporales; Periconiaceae. The record is from the annotation of a GenBank genome assembly.
CCCUUCAUACUUCAACUUGCAGAUCAAACCGCACUACCCAAACUCGCUUUCCUGUUGCCUUGCUCUACAGAUAGGAACUCGGAAAAAAAAAUCAUGGCAGACCAAACCCCCACAGACUACAUUACGCUGAUAAGCAACGACGGCUUCGAGUUCAAGGUGCUGCGCUCCGCAGCGUGCAUUGCGACGACGCUCAGGAAGGCCUUGGAUCCGCAAUCCGGGUUCCGCGAAACAACAGAGAACCGCGUCGAGUUACCUACCAUCAACGGUGUAAUCCUCGAAAAGGUCUGCGAAUACCUUUACUACAACCAGAAACACGCCGACGCCAAGGAAGUCCCGGAUAUGGAUAUUCCUCCUGAGCUGUGCCUGGAGUUGUUGAUGGCCGCGGAUUAUCUCGUCGGUAAGUUUUCAGAUAUAUUUAAGCAUAUUCUUCUUUUAUCUCUUUAUCUUUGUUCUUACCACUCGUCGGUUGGGGGAACGUUGGAGCGAAGGGUGUUAUUCGAGAGCCUGAGUAUCAGGACUGACAUUUCCCUGCGUAGUCUGAACAACCCACACAUAAAUUAG